Molecule: messenger RNA, 4039 nt
Organism: Seminavis robusta
Lineage: Eukaryota; Bacillariophyta; Bacillariophyceae; Naviculales; Naviculaceae
Source: the annotation of a GenBank genome assembly
CUCUUACAGACCCUGACGUCAGAGCCAUUUGAGUACUGAGGAGCAACUUUUUACAAAACUACGAACAAAUGCGACAGAGCUUGCGCCUCGAAGGAACACUACUAGAAGGGGGUCGAAUGACACUUACCAAGCUCCUUUUUUCUAUUGGAUAAGUAGCAUUCUGGAGAGUCCACUACUGUAGUCUUUGCUCCCAACCGUGCGGACGAGCCUUUGUAAGAGGCUAUGUCAAAGGCAAUAGGACGAGGCAAUAGGUAUCAACGAAAGUCAUAGUCACUCCUUUCUUGGGUGUCUCCCAGCUUCCACAUCUGGGUAUCCAAUUGUAUCCAUCUACAGUCCUUGAUUCUUUGUAGCACUAGCUAGACGCUCUCGCACUUUGGCGCACAGCCUAUCGAGUUCGGUUCAGGUGUUCAGGCGAGGGAAAAGCUGCUGUCGCACUCGAGCGCACAGCCACUGUCUCGCUUGUUUCCUACACGAACGGGUAUACUGCUCUAGAACUGUUGGGACACAAGUAACACAAGACGUGACACAAGGACAAAAGUGCAUCAUUAGCCAUCAACCGAAACUGUCGCUUGCAGCUCCAGUGUAUUAGGCUUCCGCAUAUUUGCUGAUGGAUAGCUAUUAGCUCGAAACUCAGGGAAGAAGGAAGAAGACUUUUCUCACAAUUCUCAAUUGCGAAAAACGCCCGAUAUUGAGACCGUGAGAAACGCUACUUUUUCUUCCAUACCCCAAGCAUGUCUACUGACCUACUUCCUCAAGUUGGAUCUACCAUUACCAUCCCAAGCGGUGGGCCCGAAGAAGAAGGUAGCAACUACGGCGAUAAAAGCACUUGCUCUGGUUCCAUGAUGAGCAACUCUGCGGACCCUUCCCCCCCUCCUUCCGAUGCAUCAUCAUGCUCAUGCCCUCAAGUCAGGUUGACCAGGACCGUCUUGUUGCGGACCGUGUUUGUUCUGAGCCUGGCGACGGCCGCCGCCAUGUGCUCCUCGACGUCCUACACGGUGAUUUCUCGAUUGGAGACCGACGUUGGUCGUGAGACCUACGAGUCGGUCGCCGCGAGUGCCGUCCAAGGUGCUCAGGCCAUUGCCCAUCGCAAGAUCGAGGGUGGCCUGUUCAUGGCGAGCAUCAUGAGUUUUGCCUUUCCCGAUGCCCAUCAGUGGCCCUUUGUGGAACUCUACGGAUACACCGAAUUGAAUAAGCAGUUGGCGGGAAUGUCCUUGUCGAAUGAACACGGAUUGGCGCCUUUGGUAGAUCCCGACAAGGUCAAUGUCAGUGCCUUUGAAGACUUCAUGGAUAACAUGUAUCGUACCAAGGACUUUGAAGAUCAUGUGGGCUACUCUGACUUUGGUUUCGGAAUCUGGAAGAAGGAAGUUGGAGUGAACACUACUCAAUACAAGGAUGGGCGUCUUCAUGACACGGAACCCAAUGAUUACAAUGGCACUUCCAACCAUACCGCUCUGGUGCCAUUGAUUGAAGUGGGACACAAGAGAUCCAAGCAUUUGCUCGUCAACCUGCGCGCAGAACCAUUCCGCAGAGCGGCUGUGGACUCAAUGUUGGAUUGUGCCAACUAUCACGAAGACAAGAUGCCAACGAUGUUGGGCAACAAUACGGACGAGAAGAACUCAUCGCGUCCUUGCCUUGUUGUCUCGGACAUGUUUGAACUCUUGCAUGUCAAAGGACCAGCAGGAUUGAUCUACACUCCAGUCUAUCCGGCACAUGAUCCCAAUACCCUCGUAGGGAUCACGUCCACUGUCAUUCUGUGGGAGGAUGUCCUGAAGAACAUUGUUCCUGACUACGUGGAUGGGCUGAUCUGUGUCAUUUCCACAGAUACUCAGACAUACUCCUUUGAUAUACAGCAUGGACAACCAGUUUUGCUGGGUGAUGGCGACUUGCAUGAGAUUGCCUUUGACCACUUGGCACGUUCCGUCGUCCUGGAUGACUAUAUGACCGAGUCCGAAGCGUCCGUCAAGUAUGUGCUGACCGUUUACCCCACAACUAAAAUGAUGAGUGCCUUCCGGACCAGCAGUCCUUGGGUUGUGGCCUUGGGAUUUGUCCUAACGAUUGCCAUCUGCACUGGUAUCUUCCUGACAUAUGACUGGCUGAUGAGGUACGAGGUCUCUUAUCGACAGAACAUCAUGGAGAUCAAACGGCAGUACAUGCGAUUUGUGUCGCACGAAAUACGCACACCACUCAACACAGUUGUCAUGGGUCUGGAACUCAUUGAAGAUGAGCUUCGAGGAGGAAAGAAGCCCUCUUCGCCCCAACACAACCUUUUCAGCUGUGACCAAGCUUCCUCGUCUGCCGACGCAAAAAAAAAGGAGGAUACCUUCUUGCAUGAGGUGUGCGUGGAUGUUCAAGAGAAUGCGAACACAGCUGUUCAGAUGCUCAAUGACAUACUUGACUAUGACAAGGUUGAAUCCUCUACGUUGAAGCUGGAGCUCGACAAUGUGCCCAUUUGGACUUUGAUCAGCAAGACGAUUCAGCAAUUUCAGGUUCAAGCCUUGGGGUCUCACGUUGCAUUAAGGCUGAAACAAGAUGAUUCAAGAGGGAGACCAAAGAGCCUUAACGGCGAAGCUCACCUUGGAAGGCCUCGAUCGGGUUCACUACGCGACUUUGAAAGUGGAGUUCAUUGUGCUGCCGAGUUGGAGGCCACGACCGUCAUUGGCGACGGGACAAAGUUGGGACAAGUAUUCAGAAACAUCAUCUCCAAUGCCCUUAAGUUCACACCACCGGAUGGUACAAUCAACGUCAGGGCUAUCCAUGUGCGCGACGGCCUCCCCUCCUACCAGCUUCCGUCCUCAUACAAUCCAACAGAUUAUGAAUCCCAACAGCCUAGACGUGCCGGAUCCAUCCGGAUCCAGUUCAAGGACAGUGGUGUGGGCAUGACCAGGGAGCAACUGGGCAAGCUCUUCAACGAAGGCAUUCAGUUCGAUGUGAAUCGAUUGCAAAAUGGUGGUGGCAGUGGCUUAGGCCUCGUCAUUUCAAAGGGUAUCGUCGAGCAGCACGGUGGAACUGUUUCAGUCACCUCAGGUGGAAUUGGGCACGGCACCACAUUCACGGUUGAACUUCCGCUCUUUCAUCUUCCUUCUGAGCCAAGCAAAACGAUGGAUGACAGCACGGCUGCAUCUAUCGUGUCUGUCGAGGAGCCGCCUGAACCCACUGAACGUCGAGUGCUUGUCGUCGACGAUGUCAUGUCCAAUCGAAAGAUGUUAGUGCGCCUACUCGAGCGAGCUGGUCAUACUUGUGACACUGCCACCAAUGGAGAAGCAGCCAUUCGAGCGGUUGAGGGCGAUAUUGGGGCCGUCAUAGAGGACCGCAACCACGUUCCCUUUGAUUGCAUUCUCAUGGACUAUGAGAUGCCUAUCAUGAAUGGUCCUGAUGCUACGGAGAGAAUCCGAGAUCUUGGCUUCGGAGGUCUUAUCUUGGGCGUUACGGGUAACGUUUUGGCAGAAGACACCGACCACUUCCUCUCCAAAGGAGCUGAUGAGAUCAUCGCCAAACCAGUCAAAAUUGCAAAGUUGCAAGAAUCUUGGGAAAGGCUCACACCCUCUCGAAAACGAAAAUGGUCAGAAUCCAAGGACGGAAACGUGGACUCGCAACAGCAGAGACUAUUUGAUGUCUAAACAGUCAACUGCCUUGCUGGCCAAUUACAAAACACACAAGACAUUGCCAAGGCAGCAUUUCAACCAAAACCAAUCAAUCUUGCCAGCCAGUACCGUGUUGCAUCUCCUCCAUCCUGCAAUCCGCUUCGCAACCGGUACCGGCGCAGCCGCUGCAUCAAAGCAUCGCCACAUCACUUCCCAAGCGUCCUCUCUCCAAUUCCUAUGAUGUGGCUGGAAUGAUGAAUCACUCUGUACCAUAUAUGACAGAGAAUGCAUAGUUACACACGCCACCAGCUAGCUAGGGCUUCUUAGCUUGCCAUUAGAGUCGAGUCUACUACGAUAAGUGCUACAUUUUUAAUUUAAAAGAUUUACUUUUAAAAAUUUUACGAUGCUGAAACUAGAAUAUGAAUUUACUACCGUGCAACUAAAGGAUUGAAUGAAUC